This is a messenger RNA of Calypte anna (Anna's hummingbird), 3151 nucleotides long. RefSeq names its product DNA polymerase delta interacting protein 3 (gene POLDIP3). Lineage: Eukaryota; Metazoa; Chordata; Aves; Apodiformes; Trochilidae. The record is from RefSeq and is a predicted model, not a curated record. Gene Ontology annotation, molecular function: mRNA binding. Gene Ontology annotation, biological process: mRNA export from nucleus. Gene Ontology annotation, cellular component: nucleus. The transcript has 9 exons. Bases 100 to 1353 code for a protein of 417 amino acids.
GUUCCGGCUGGCUUGAGGAGGCGGAGGGAAGAGCGGAAGCGGUGUGAUGUCACGCCCGGGUUUCGUUCGCUGCGUCUCGUCGGUGGGCCCCGCGGCAAGAUGGCGGACCUGUCUCUGGACGAGCUCAUACGGAAACGCGGUUUGACGGUGAAAGGGAGGCUCAACACAAGGCCAGUGUUUGGAGGUGUAAGAUCUCGCAUUGGGAUCCAGCAAACUCUUCUAAAUAGAUCAUCACCAGCUGUCAGCUUCCAGCGGACAUUUGAUGCCCGGCAGAAGAUAGGACUCGCUGAUGCCCGACACAAACUGGGGGUUAAAGAUGCCCGUGAAAAACUGGUUCAAAAGGAUGCACGGUUCAAAAUCAAAGGGAAGGUGCAGGAUGCUCGAGAGAUGUUGAAUUCCCGUAAACAGCAGAGUGUUGCUGCUGAAAAGGUGACCAAAGUGGUGGAUGCCAGAGAGAAGAUCAGCUUAAAAAGGAGCGCUCCAGCUGCUAUCAGCCCAGCUCUGGGGACAGUAAAUCCAGCCGUGAAAAUCACCAAAACUAUCCAACAGAAAGCUCCAGUUCCUGGCCACUCUCAUACAGCAGGAAUGAGGAUCAAUGUGGUGAACAACCAUACACACAAACAGGGUCUGUAUGACAUGGAAGAUGAUGAUGAAAGUGUCUCUCCCCUUAGCAGCAAACAGAUGAAAAUCACCACCACAAACAGUUUCCUGCACAACGUGGCUGGGCUGAGUGGCAAUAAAUUCUCUCUGUCCAAGACUGUUCCCCUGACUAAAGUGGUCCAGAAUGAUACAUACACAGCUCCACCUGCACCUCCCUCUCCCAUGCGGACAAAAGCCUUGACAAACAUGUCCCGGACCUUAGUGACAAAGGAGGAGCCUCCAAAAGAACCAGCACCUGUUGAGCUGGCAUUCAGUCCUUUGGAAGGCACAAAGAUGACCGUAAACAAUCUUCAUCCUCGAGUCACAGAGGAAGACAUUGUUGAGUUAUUCUGUGUGUGUGGCGCUCUGAAGCGAGCCCGGCUGGUGCACCCUGGAGUGGCUGAGGUAGUAUUUGUGAAGAAAGAAGAUGCUAUCACAGCAUAUAAGAAAUACAACAACAGGUGCUUAGAUGGUCAACCAAUGAAAUGCAAUCUUCAUAUGAAUGGGAAUGUCAUCACCUCAGACCAGCCUAUACUGCUCCGAUUGAGUGAUACCCCCUCAGUGAAGAAGGAAGGAGAACCACGCCGGUCAAGUGCAAGCACCUCCUCAAAUCCCCCAGCCGAGGUGGACCCUGACACUAUCUUGAAGGCACUCUUCAAAUCUUCGGGGGUCUCUGCCUCUGUGCAGCCCACAGAAUUCAAAAUUAAACUCUGAGAAGGGGGCACUAGCAGCGGACUGGAAAUUUUAAGUUGAAGAAUGAGAAAAAUGCAGGAGUGCAGAUGUUAUUUGCAUUUACCUGCCUUGACAUUUUUUUUUUCUUUUGUUUUCUAUGAUCGCUACCUUACUGUACAGUAGUGUUUCCUCUUGUGUGUGUACUUUUCUGUUUUCAUAGUUGGAGUUUUCUUCCACAAUUUUUUUUCCAAAAGAGUAACUUCCUCCUUCUGCCAGUAAUGUAUUACGAGGCAUAUACCAUGUAACUCCCUCCUUAACUCCAAAGCCCCUAGUGGCCAUUAAAGUGCACAUAGACUUUGAGAGAAGGAGUGGGAAUCUCCUUCUCUUUUCUUCUGACUGACUUUUAACUAAAAACUGCAUCACCUUGGUUAUCAACAGGCAAGAACACCACAUUGUUUCUGAAAUUGCUGCACGGGGUACAAAGUCAGGUGUGGCUCCAUAAAAGAAGCACCAUCUUGCAUCUUUGACUUGUAUGCAUUUGAUAGCAUACUAUUUCAUUCUGGCUGUUGGACAUUUUUCUGCUCAGCAGCUGUGUCAUUGAGAAGAAGUAUGAAAAACUGAGCUUCCCACUGUGUGUACCAGCCAAAGGAGGCAGCAGGCAGAAAGAACAUAUGCACAAGUGUGCCCCCCAUUGUGCUACUGGAGGGAAACUUCAACUCUAGUAAUGCAGAGAGAUGCAGGGAAGAAAAGGGUCUGGCAUUUGUACAAUGUAUAUAUUAGCCCUCUAAGGUCAGGAUCAGUUGCUCUCAUCUUUCUGGACCAAAAGUGUUGUGUUCAGAGCUAGAGGAAUCCAAGUGUUUCACUCCCAUUAGGCUACUGCAGCCUCCUGCUCAUGCAGGGACAUGAAUUUUUUUUCUGUACCUUCUAGUCUCCUAUAAGAAGGAAGGAACUGGGGUCUUCUACAGAUUCUAAUGGCUGGGAAGCAUUUGUCUUGCACCUGAGAACUCCCUUCCUUGCGAGAUGUCACUUGGGCAAUGUUUGGCUGCUGUGCUACUUCCAUGCAUGGGCUUGGAGAAUGAUCACUGCGCUUCAUGGCUUGGAGGGGAGGUUUGGGAAAGGAGAGGAGUUAGCACUCUGUAAGGAAUACAUGAGGGAGGUGUUACAUCCCAGGUGGAGCAGCAAGAAUGAACCUUGGGGCAGUGAGCAUCCGUGAGGAAGCCACAGGCCACUAGGUGGCACUUACUGUAAGUCCUACGUUCGACAGCAUUAUUGCCAUGGGUAUUUGAAGUCCCAGUAGCUCCAUUCCUUUGAAUUUAUUCAAAUCGUGUUAUAAGAUAGGAAAGCAAAGAGCCACUUCUGGAAUCUUGCUGGCAAUCGAGCUUGAUUCUUCUAGCUAGGAGACUAACCUAAUCCAUUCUGUUCAGCUCCAAUGAACUUUAAUGAACUGUCUGUUUGAGGUCCAGGUUCCAUUCCUCAGUCAACGCUGUAUUUGUUCUACUUUCUUGUUCUGUACAAACUCUUCACUCUGUCUAGCUCAUGCAAUCCAUUCCUCUAUUUCACUGUAUCCCUUUUAGCCAUGGAAAUAACUGAGGAGUUGGCAGGAGUUGUUUUUCUGGAGUACUUAACUUGGUUUGGAAGCCAAUGACACCAUUAUGGGUAGGGUGCUUUGUGUGAGCAGCAGAUGUUUGUAGGGGGGGGACUUCAGAAAGCUAUUCUCCUUUUUUAGAUUGCCCAUCAAACACCUGUGUUUUAUUAAAAAAUGGGGGGGAUGGGGAGGAAACAUUAGGGGUUUGAGAAGAUAAUGUAUUACCUGUUUCUGAAUAAACGUUUGUUAUACAGA